Molecule: messenger RNA, 4573 nt
Organism: Meleagris gallopavo (turkey)
Lineage: Eukaryota; Metazoa; Chordata; Aves; Galliformes; Phasianidae
Gene: STAC
Product: SH3 and cysteine rich domain
Biological process (GO): skeletal muscle contraction; positive regulation of protein localization to plasma membrane; positive regulation of voltage-gated calcium channel activity
Molecular function (GO): transmembrane transporter binding
Source: RefSeq, a predicted model, not a curated record
GUGCUCUGUAUGUGUGUGGCUGGGGCUUUCUGCUUUGCCUCACUCCCAGCUGAUUGCGGGCUGAUGGUCACGACUCUGCUCCUCACCUCCGGGCUUCACGUUGAGGAGAGAAGGAUCGGGGAAAACGGAGAAGCUGGCACACAAUUGCCCUACGGAGCCGUCGAUAACUUGCUCCCCGUGCAGCAGAACCACACAGGGGAGGGGAGGGAGGAGGGAGGAAAGAAGGGGAGGAGGAGGAGGAGAAGGAAAAAAAAAAAAGAAAAAAGAAAAUCCAGAGAAUUCUAGUCCUGCAAAUGUAGUGAAACUGAGUGGUCAGAGUUCAUUUGCUCGAGAAGAGCAGAGAAGAAAGAGGACGGUAAAUGAGAAUAAGCAAGAAAGGUCUGUAGCUCAUUUUCCUGAUACUAGCAGUGUUUUAGAGGGAAAAUGAUUCCUCCGAGCAGCAUGACUGAAGUCAGCGUGGACAGUGUGGAGAAAGAGAAUGAAGUGGAGAGCACAGAGCAGCCUCCAUCUCCAGCAUCAACCACCAGCCAGGAAUCUAAGCUGCAGAAACUCAAACGAUCACUCUCCUUCAAGACCAAAAGCUUGCGGAGUAAAAGCGCAGACAAUUUCUUCCAGAGGACUAACAGUGAUGUGAAGCUGCAAGUGGACUUGAUGCCAGAGGUGAGCACGAGCACGGGGCAGCUCCCCAGCUCGGAGAGCCAGGCGUCCUCACCCACCAGAACCCAGCAGCUGUCGGAAAACAACAAGACUCACAUCUUCCAGGAGCACAUCUUCAAAAAGCCCACCUUCUGUGAUGUCUGCAACCACAUGAUUGUUGGGACAAAUGCUAAGCAUGGACUGCGCUGUAAGGCUUGUAAGAUGAGCAUCCACCACAAGUGUGCAGACAGUAUUGGACAACAGCGUUGCAUGGGCAAGCUGCCAAAGGGAUUUCGACGGUACUACAGCUCACCACUUCUCAUUCAUGAACAGUUUGGCUGCAUCAAAGAAGUGAUGCCUAUUGCCUGUGGCAAUAAGGUUGAUCCUGUGUAUGAAACUCUCCGCUUUGGGACUUCAUUAGCCCAGAAAACGAAGAAGGGCAGUUCUGGAAGUGGGUCUGAUUCUCCCAAUAGGAACUCUACAGCUGAUCUGGCUGAAGUUCCUGAGGAAGCCGAUAGCAGCCUUGACUUAAGCAGGAAACGCAGCAACAGUGUGUUUACAUAUUCCGAAAAUGGCACGGAACACUUUGGAGAAGAACCAAAAAGUAUACAUUCCCCGGGACCAUUUUAUAAAAGCACGUUACAAAUGAACACCUAUGUUGCCUUGUACAAAUUUGUACCACAAGAAAAUGAAGACUUGGAGAUGAGGCCAGGGGAUAUGAUCACUCUUCUGGAAGACUCCAAUGAAGACUGGUGGAAGGGAAAAAUUGACGACAGAACUGGAUUUUUUCCUGCUAACUUCGUUCAAAGAGUGCAACAUGAUGAGAAGAUUUACAGAUGUAUCAGGACAUUCAUUGGCUGCAAGGAGCAGGGGCAGAUAACUCUGAAAGAGAACCAGAUUUGCGUGACUUCAGAAAAGGAACACGAUGGCUUCAUCAAAGUAUACAGCGGGAAGAAGAAAGGCUUUGUCCCCAUAGACGUCUUAGAAAACAUCUGAUUGCAACAGCCUGCUUGCUGCAGUAGGAGCCCUUUGUUGGCAAUGCCUGUCUGCCUCAUCUCACACUGUGUCAAUCCAGAUGGGCUGUCUUGCAGAUGUUCAGGGAAACAGUGGGAAAACUGCAACUACAAGAAGAAAAAGACAUUUAGACUGCCGCAGCAACACUAAGAAAUAAGAAAAGUGGAAUGAUUGAAAGAAAAUAUAGUCAGAAACCACUAGGGAAAUGAGAGGCCCUUGGAAACUAAUAGGAAUAAGGUAAGAAAAAGAAGUCUGGGCUGAUUUCUGGUGCAAGAUGGCUAUUGCAACCCUGAUGGAAACGGACAGCUGUUCUAAAGGACUAAACUCAAGUCUCGUGUCUUAGAAAACUGUUGGACUACUUUCUUGUUGGAGAUAUGUGUUUGGGAGGGAGGGACGAAUACCAGUCAACCCAUCCUCAUACUACAGCCCAAUGCUUGUAGUAAAGUGUGGCUGUGGUUCUACAGUUCUGUCCCCUGUAUCAACCGACCAGUUUAAGCGUUUAUUCCCGAUGUUAGUCUCAUAUCAAAGCAGUUUGGAGUCACCAUGUGGACGUCAGUUCAAAAAGUGCACUGUGCCCUGGAGGUCAGCAGCUUUCUCUUUCUGUGCAAUCUUACCUUAUGAAAGAGUAGCGACCUUGUAUGUCCUUUGUUUCUCUGUAUACAAACAAAAGCUCUCAGUGUGUGCCAGGUGUGAUGGCUGCUCUCAUAGCUCCCCAAAAUGGCCUGCCCUGCGAUUCAAGAGCCUUCUUGGAAGUGUCCCUCUGUGUUUCCUGCACCCUUAUCCGGUGAGGGAGAAAAUGGGAAGAAUGCUGGGAAAGAGCCACAGGCUUGAAAUGUUUUGUAUUUUUCUGUGUUUAUUGCAUUUAUAAGAUUUUAUAUAUUAAUCCUAUUUAUAAAAAAACAAAAAACAAAAAACAAAACAAAACAGUUAACUAACCCCCUGGAAGACUGAAAACACUAGGAAAGGACAGACUGCACACAGAAGUGAAGACUGUACCUAAAUCCAGAGCUUGUGACAAAGUAAGGCAUUGAGUGUCUUAGCAUUAUGUUCACCCACCAAAGUUGUCAUCUUCAUUUGCUAAAAUAGUUCUGCAGAUCCAUCAGUAAAUACACUCACAUGAGUACCUCCUUGGCAUUAACAACUGUGAGCCUCCCGUAAGUCCUCUCAGUCCCAGUGCAACUGAACAGACAUGUCUGGUUUGUCCAUGUAAGCCUCCAUCUUCAAAUACGUUUAGGGUAUAAGAUCUGGAGAGCAGUCUGUGGGAGUUGUGAAUUUUGACCAACUUAUACAAGUCAGCCAGUGCCAAUCGUGUUGCUGAGCAGGGGCCUUAUGAUGUUUCAAAACAGUAAACCUAAUUUCCAAGUAUUCAAUUGGAUGUAAUUGCAACAAACACACUUAAACUUAGUAUGUAUUAUGACAUAGAGAUUAAGCCCUGUCCCAAAGCUCCCUGGUGAAUUCACGCCUUAUUUGACCAGCCUGAGAUUGAGUGCCAGUCUUUAAUACUACUGCAAUUAGCCACAAAUGGAUGUCCUAAAUGCCAACACUGCAAGAAGAAAUCCAGAUGCUGCCAGGUUAAUACACACCUUUGCAAAGUUGACACUAUUUCUAAAAAGAUGCUUCCUUAUAUUGAGGCAGUUUGAAUCAGUAUUGCACAGCCCAGGUCUCAUAGUUGGGAUGCCCAACAACUGACCUUAUGCAAAGCCUUAUGAAAUCCAGCGCUGUGCUACUCAUGACCAGAAGCUCACAGAGCAGAUCAGGCUGCAGCCUCUCAGAGACUCGUUUUGCAGCUCUUAUCACUUAAUUGCUGAGGAGGAAGUUACAGGGGUGUCAACUGUUGAAACAUCGUCCUUCGUAAUACAAAUGGUCUACACCAAUAAUUCACGUCCUUCUGGCUGAUCAAAAGUAUCUGAUUUCAUAUCUCCCUCUAUGGGAAUAUCAGCAAUUUAUAAAUGGCUUUUCUACAGAGCAAACAAUGAACAUUUGCUCAGCUCAUUCUCCUAAGUAACCAGUGAACUUAGUGGGAAGAGGGAGGAUUCUGACAAGCCUUAAAGAUCAAGACAAAAAGUAAAGUCAUGAUAACCCACUCUGCUUUAUAUGAUUUUUAUAUAUAUAUUCACUAGUUCAAAGAAAAAACUCAAAUGUUUGUUAGAAUUGAAAUAUUUGCUAUUUUUGAUCAGACCUGUCAAGUGGGCAAAGGAAAUCUGUAUUAAUCUAUACAUAUGUGCUACUGUUUACAUGAUUGCAUCAUACUGUGAUUCCCUAUUUGAGUCUUCUAUGAUUUUAAUUUAUCCCUACAAUGUGCAUCAAGAAAGAAAGAAUUCAAAGACUUCGAAGAUACGAAUAUUACCUACAACUCACAAUGGCCUUUAAUCAAUGUCAGUUUGAUUCCUUUUGAUACUGAGCAAUAAAUAAUAAAGUGAUUGAGUAAAACAAAACAAACCUUAUGUUGACUACAUUACAUCUGAGCAAGCAUUGCUUCUGAACCAAAGCUUUCAUGGUUAUCUUUUCUUUGUGUAUUUUGUUUUGUCUUUUUACUGGGUUUUUGCUGCUGUUUGAUAUGGAGAUGUAAUUUAUACCUAAUUUAGCAAGAAGCACAUACAUGAGUCUUACUUUAAGCAUGUGAUUCAUUGGCUAUUUGCACGCUUAAAGCUGAAGCACUUUGCUGAAUCGAGGACAUUUUCCUCAAAUUAAUUUUGGAUGCCUUACUCUGAAUCCAGAUGAGUAUCCCAUUAUUUUUUUUUCCUACCAUAUGCAGUUUGCAAUAGAUACUGAAUUAGCAAGCAGUUAAAAGAAGCUGGAGUGGAAUUUAUCUGACGUUUCCUCAGAAAAUUUGAACUUUAGGAGAUGAAUACUGUUCACACUUAAUAUUCUGCUUAAUAAAGAAUGUGCAAUGGUUGGAAGGAGAAUAGAAGUGUAUGUUUCU